Molecule: messenger RNA, 228 nt
Organism: Sclerotinia sclerotiorum 1980 UF-70
Lineage: Eukaryota; Fungi; Ascomycota; Leotiomycetes; Helotiales; Sclerotiniaceae
Exons: 1
Coding region: 1-228 (75 amino acids)
Source: RefSeq, a predicted model, not a curated record
AUGAAUACCACCUUGAGCGAGACAAAUGAAGCAAUCUCUGCUGAUAUUGUACUCCUGUACUUCCGUAUACAACGUAGAAAGAAUGACAAACAUGCAAAGGAACACAAAUAUCACAACACCAAACUAUACAAACUGUUUGCAGGUGGUGAAGUCUGGUUGUUGGUAGCUGACUGCAGAGAAACUGCUGUUAGAGCUGCAUGCUUGACAGAUCAGCAUCCAUGUCCAUAA